Saprolegnia parasitica CBS 223.65 is the source of this 488-nucleotide messenger RNA. RefSeq lists its product as hypothetical. The transcript has 2 exons. The record is from RefSeq and is a predicted model, not a curated record. The coding region runs from base 28 to 432 and encodes 134 amino acids. Gene Ontology annotation, cellular component: mitochondrion. Lineage: Eukaryota; Oomycota; Saprolegniomycetes; Saprolegniales; Saprolegniaceae.
GCCGCAAGUUUCUCGAUCCUUCUUCUCAUGCUCGCGACGACGUCGAGGCUCGUGCUGCGGCCGAUGGCGGCCCGGAGUUUGCCGCGAAGGGACUUUUCCAAGGAGGCGUUCGCCAAGCACACGGCCAAGUUCAAGGAGAUCAUGAAGCAGUACGGCAAGGUCGCCGUCGUUGUGCACUCGUCGGUCUUUGUGACCACGCUCGGCGUUGCCUUCUCGGCCAUCGAGUAUGGCAUCGACAUCCGCGAAGCCCACAUUCCGUUCGUCGACAUGUCCAAGAUCGACCCGAACGCGGGCACGCUCCUGCUCGCCUACUUGGCGACCGUUGCCACAGGCCCAGUACGCGGCGGACUCACGAUCGCCGUCACGCCGUGGAUCGCUCGCUUCCUGCGCAAGCGUGGCAAGUGGGCGCCACCUCCGACCACGCCCAAGUAAGACAUAGACGCCAACCACUUUAAAUACACAGCAUUGCCUGACGCAUUGUCGCUCGA